GAAGAAUUAGCUGAUGCCAUAGAAAAUGCACGUCAUCUUGAUGUGCUUGAUUUGCAAGGUAAUGCUAUUGGCGUGGGGGCGGGGCGACGUCUUGCAGUGGUGUUGGAGCAUCAUCCUGAACUGAAGCGUUCACUGUGCGAUGCGAUGAUCCGAAGUGGCACUGCGCUUGUUGAACUCGAUCUUUCGGACAAUGCUUUCGGCCCAGUUGUCGCAGAAGGCAUUGAAAAAUUUUUGAAAAGUCCAUCGGCAUACUCUUUAGAAGUGCUCAAAUUAAACAACAACGAAUUAGGCGCUGGUGGAAAGACUAUUGCGAAAACAUUGAUUCAAUGCCACCGGAAUGCAACGAAAGAUGGGCGAACAUUUCGACUGAAAAAAUUCAUUGCCGGACAAAAUCGUUUGAAAAAUCGAGGCGCGAUUGCUUUAGCGAGGGCUUUUAAGGACUUCUUUUAA
This is a messenger RNA of Gongylonema pulchrum, 450 nucleotides long. The record is from the annotation of a GenBank genome assembly. Lineage: Eukaryota; Metazoa; Nematoda; Chromadorea; Rhabditida; Gongylonematidae.